Notolabrus celidotus (New Zealand spotty) is the source of this 8444-nucleotide messenger RNA. It is a transcript of the gene kcnb1, whose product is annotated as potassium voltage-gated channel, Shab-related subfamily, member 1. Gene Ontology annotation, biological process: protein homooligomerization; potassium ion transmembrane transport. Gene Ontology annotation, cellular component: voltage-gated potassium channel complex; membrane. Bases 47 to 2587 code for a protein of 846 amino acids. The transcript has 2 exons. The record is from RefSeq and is a predicted model, not a curated record. Gene Ontology annotation, molecular function: protein binding; delayed rectifier potassium channel activity. Lineage: Eukaryota; Metazoa; Chordata; Actinopteri; Labriformes; Labridae.
AUACAUGAAUAACAAGUAAGAAGAAUAGCUGCACUCCAUAGCCAAAAUGUUUGCCUCAUUGCUCCUCGAACCUAAAGUCACCAUGGAGAAAACCAUGACUGAAAUGAACAAAGCGGCCUCCCGCUCCACCACCUCACUGCCACCUGAGCCGGUGGACAUCCUGCGAAGCAAGUCAUGUUUCCGCAGAGUCCGGCUCAAUGUGGGGGGUCUCCCACAUGAAGUCCUGUGGCGAACAUUAGACAGACUACCACGAACGCGUCUAGGAAAGUUAAGAGAUUGCAACACCCAUGAAUCUCUGAUGGAAGUGUGCGAUGACUACAGCCUGGAGGAGAAUGAGUACUUUUUUGACAGACAUCCGGGGGCAUUCACGUCAAUUCUGAACUUCUACCGCACUGGUAAGCUGCACAUGAUGGAGGAAAUGUGCGCCCUGUCAUUCAGUCAAGAACUCGACUACUGGGGCAUCGAUGAGAUCUACCUGGAGUCUUGUUGUCAAGCGAGGUACCACCAGAAAAAGGAGCAAAUGAAUGAGGAGCUCAAAAGAGAGGCAGACAACAUGAAAGACAGAGAAGGAGAAGAAUUUGACAACACUUGCUGUGCAGAGAAACGGAAGAAGCUCUGGGACCUCCUGGAAAAGCCAAGCUCAUCUGUUGCAGCAAAGAUCCUGGCCAUCAUCUCCAUCCUCUUCAUUGUGCUCUCUACCAUUGCCUUGUCCCUGAACACUCUUCCAGAGCUGCAGGACACAGAUGAGUUUGGCCAGUCCACAGACAACCCCCAACUGGCCCAUGUUGAAGCUGUUUGUAUCGCUUGGUUCACCAUGGAGUACCUGCUUCGUUUCCUCUCCUCACCUAACAAGUGGAAGUUCUUCAAGGGUCCACUGAAUGUCAUCGACCUGUUGGCCAUUCUGCCCUACUACGUCACAAUCUUCUUGACAGAAUCCAACAAGAGCGUACUUCAAUUUCAGAACGUCCGUCGGGUGGUUCAGAUUUUCCGGAUCAUGCGCAUCCUUCGUAUUCUGAAGCUGGCUCGUCACUCCACAGGUCUUCAGUCUUUGGGCUUUACCCUCAGGAGGAGUUACAAUGAGUUGGGCCUGCUCAUCCUUUUCCUUGCCAUGGGCAUCAUGAUCUUCUCCAGUCUGGUGUUCUUUGCUGAGAAAGAUGAGGAGGACACAAAGUUUAAAAGCAUUCCAGCUUCUUUCUGGUGGGCUACUAUUACAAUGACCACAGUAGGCUAUGGAGAUAUCUACCCAAAAACUCUCUUGGGGAAAAUAGUGGGGGGUUUAUGUUGUAUAGCUGGAGUACUGGUGAUUGCCCUACCUAUUCCCAUUAUUGUAAAUAACUUUUCUGAAUUCUACAAGGAGCAGAAGAGACAGGAAAAAGCACUUAAACGGAGGGAGGCCCUGGAGAGGGCAAAGAGAAAUGGUAGCAUUGUCUCCAUGAACUUGAAAGAAGCAUUUGCUCGAAGUGCAGAGCUGAUGGAUGUGGUAGUAGAGAAGAGUGAAAGGCCACAUGACAACCACCUGUCUCCAAGUCGUUGGAAAUGGACCCCCAAAAGGGCUGCAUCAGAGACGAGCUCAAACCGAUCCUUCAAUGCCCAGGAGUUAGGCUCCCCCAACAAGACCAGAACCACCAGUCCCCAGAGGCUAAAUGUGCAGAAGCUAGAGGAGAUGUACAACCAGAUGGCUAAGACACAGUCCCAACCAAACCUCAAUGCUAAAGACAGGAUCCCCAGAGAUGGUAAAAACAGGGAUGAAAUAGAGCUUGGGGCCAUACAAGAUCAUGGGCAACCCGCGCAAGGAACCAGAGAAGGUGUAGGGGACAUGAAAAGUUUGUCCAGCAUUGACAGCUACAUCAGCUGUGCCACAGACUUCCAGGAGAAUCCACGCUUCACCCAUAGUCCAGCAAUGGACCUUGGUCCUCAGGAAAGCAACCGGUUCUCCCACAGCCCAGUUUCAGGUUUGUCCCAGCUUGGCAGCACAAAAGUGGGGCAGCAAACCCCUGGGGAGCACGAGCCCAUGCUAACUAAUCCUGUUCCUGUUACAAAGCCCUCGUAUUCUGAAAAUGCACGGAGAUUCUUCUUUUCUGGCAACUCCUCAAAAACCCUAACCCCCAAGGUUAGCUAUCGCAGCGAAGGGGAGUCAGGCUUGUCGCCACUCUCGGACAGCUCAGUCCUGUCAGACAACUCUCUCUUAAGCCCUGAAGUUUCCAUCUACACCACUGCCAGCAGCAGAACCCCACCAAAGUCUCCUGAAAGUACUUCCCUAACCCCAACUGUCUUCACCUUCCACGACUCCUCCAUAAGUAAAUACAUAGAUGCUGAUACAGAUGACGACGAGCACCUCCGCGAUGUUUCUGACACGAGUCCCUCAGAGCGGCUUCUAACUGGUUCAAGCCCAAAACGGAGCAUCAACACCAAUUAUCAGAAAGGGAUGAACCAUUUAGAAGCAGCCCAAAAAAUGCUGGGCCAGAAUUGUCUGUUCCCCAUCGAAGGUAUUCGUGGGGUAGCUCAUGAGAAUCAUGUAGGACCUGAGUUGGCACGUAGGUCAAAGGUGGAGAGGGGACGUCAAAAUACUUUGGAUAAAGGCCUCUGAGGUUCAAGAGGAGCAGAAAUAAGCUCGAAGCUGGGGACAGAGUGUGUGUGAUGGAGACACCAAACAGACUGAAUACACUCAGACAUAGGGCCUCAGACAUAGGAAGAGGGAGAGACAAAGGUCUCUGGGAAACAAUUCAAGUUACUACUUACCUGAGCAUGCCAUUGGGCACUACGCUCAGGAGCAACAUGCUAGGCGAAUACUCUGGGAGAAAAACACUACUAAAUUGGAGAAUGUCACUGCCCCUCCUUCAACUCAUUCCUACAAGCAGGACUACACACCCUCAAAACAAGAGAGCACUCCCAGGUAGCCAACUGACUGGCUCAGAGAUCCUCAUAAAAACAGAGUCAUUGUAGAUCUUGAGUUGCGGUUAUAAAAGGUGUAACCCAACUUUAUGAUUGUUUUAGCAGCAGGUGGUUAUCUAUAUGUUCUCCAGAAAAAGAAUCCCAGCUGCCCGCUAUUCCAUUACAGAAUCCCAGUUCAUUUUGUAGUCUUGGAGAUACAGGAGAGGACCCAGAAGCCUAUAAGCUACUUACUUGUGCCCUCCAUUCCGAAAACUGGCCUUAGUCAUUUACAUUUGUAGGAGUGUGCAUGUUUGCAUUUUAGUGUGUGUAUGCAUGUGUGAGUUAGUGUGAAAGUUGAUGGAUGACCAAAUGUUAAUUCUUGUGUGCACAUUUUUGAGAUUGUCUCACCUGAUUUAUUUUUAUAUAGAUAAGAAGAAAAGGUUCCUUAUAGAAAUGUGUGAUUUGCUAGUUGGCUGUGUCAUUAUCUCAUGUAAAGAGUAAUCCUGUUAAAGGUGCAAUGUCAUGGCACAGAGGCUGCAAAUAGAGGAGGGGAUCCAGCCCAUAGUUUGUUAUAUUUGAUGCUCCUUCUUGAACAGUAUUUUGCUAUUCCCUAUGUUAUCAUGUCAUGGUGAGAAUGGAUGAUACUUUUAAAUCGUUUAAUAUUCUUUAAAAACCUCAGUAUCAUUUUAAAUGGAUGGUAGGGGACCAAGAAUUUUUGAUACGGGCUAAUACAACAACAAGAUGUAACAAGCUGGAUUGCUGCAUAAAGGGCAAAAUUAUGAGGCAUGCAUGCAGCCAACCGACAAAACAAAAACAUGGGACACUAAAAUCUAAAUAUUUAAAUAUUCUGUCGUAUAAUUUUUAUGUUUACCACAAGUUAUCACAUAAAUGAUAAGGAUUAGCAUCCACUGGCCGUCAUUUAACCAACAUAAAAGCAGCCAAAGAGACCUCACUCUCAGAUAGUGGAAUAUGCAUGCGUUUGGUACUGACAGCAGGGUACUUUUUCAUCUGUUUUUAUUCCUUUAAUGUCAAAACCGCACUGAAUUUACACAACUGAGUUAUUUUUCAUCACAAUUCAGUUGUAAAUGCCCAAACUGAACCCAUGCAUGAGCACAAACACCCACUGAAGAUACAUGCAGGUACGGGAGACUGUCUUCAGGCUACAUAUAUACACUUAGUUUCCAUGGAGACUGCAGCUUUUCUCAAAGGCUGGCAGCAGCUAAGCAACCGUUGUUAAUUUGGGCGUAAAGGUCUGGUUGCAUGUAAUGUAAGUUAAACACAUACACAAGAAGACACGCGCACACUUUGGCAUGUAUCCAUACAGUGACAAGUAUGCACAGUAGUCACAUGUUAGCAGAGCCACUCCUCACUGUGCAUAUUUAUGAAUACUGUGUAAAGGCAGCAUUAUGGUGAUGUAAAGACCUUGUACUUUGUUACGUUUAUGUCUAAAAUCUCUGUAGCACUCCAUAAAUACUACAAUACUACAGCUCCCAUAAUGCAUUUGCUAUUAUUUGUUUACAUAAGCACUUAGCAGAUGAAACAGUCUUUCAUAAUGAAUUAGCUCCAGUAUUAAAAGGACAUAUUACAAGACUGACCAAAUGCUUCACAUAGAAUAUAGAGCAACAGAUGCUUCAUCAUCUGAAGAAGCAUAAUAAAACUGGUCUUUGUCAUUAUCCAACCUUUGAGAACUAUAACCUUACAAUAAGAUUAACAUCCAUAUAGAUCUUGGCAACACAAGAUUAAUUAGUAUGACGACUUAACCUACUGUUUACUGUUCAAAUGAUAUGGAUCUUAAAUAUCUGAAGGUUCAAUCUGUUUGCACUGCCGUUAUGAGAUUCAAGAGCAGGUGUCGUACUAAUGAAGAGAAACAUUACUGCCAUUGCAAACAAAACAAAUUGUUAGAGAAACCUGACCAAACUGUGAAAGGUUCCCGUCACAAAAUAUUUAUACUGUAUAAUUCAAGAGCCAACAAAAGGUGAUGACAUACAUUUUUUAGUGUUUGAGAGUCACACAAACCCUGAUUCCAUUUCCUGUUUUUAAUCACAGAGUUGAACCGUCUCAUAUUGCUCCUCCAUAGUGAGAGCAGCAGAGGUGUGAAAGGAAUAGCAAUGACAGUGAGAGAGGCAGAGGGAGCCAUGUGUGUGUAGCUGUAUGUGUGCCUGCUGUGAAUCCAGGGCAUUAGAGCAGUAAGGCUGCCGCUAAAUGGAGAAAAAAUGAACAGUUUCCAACAUGAAUGUAUGCAUGUCGGGGGAAUCCUGCUUUUGUUUGCGCCAUACUCUAUCUGCUGUUCUCAUUCUGAUAUGCAGCAGUGACACAGCCCGUAACACCAAGGGGACUCUGAUCAUAUGAGAAAACAAGAUUACUUUUGCACACAUUUCAUAUUUGAAAUGCAGCUUUGUCUAAAGCUGUGAAGAGAGGGAUGGAAGGAGUGUUCUAUGUAUGUUUCUCAGCAUGCAUAAUUAGAUAUGGACGGGUGGUUGCAGCUCGUGACAAAUUAAUUUUAUGCAGCACCAUAAUCUCAGCCUCUAAAUACAUUAUCUAAAACAGCGUUCCUUUUUUUAUUUUGUAUUCAAGUGACACUUUUUAUCAUUUACCUCUGUUGCAUAUGUACAGCAAAAAAGGAAAACAAUCACACUUAAACAGAUUUUGAAACAUACGCUGGGGUAUCAUCAGCAAAGAAGUGUUCCAAAAUCAAAGUUUUUUUAUUUAAGGGAAGACAAAAUGUCCCAUAGGAUGAGACUUGACAGUUUCAGAUGGGAUUUCAAUUUGAAUUAUUUUCUUUAGUUAGUCAUACCCCAUACCUGCUUUGAAUUGCUGCUCAUUCGGUUCUUCCUUUUAUCCAGUGGUUCCCAAACUUUUUCUGAAGGCUGAAGUCUGUGAAAGUAUUUCAGCCCCCCCCCCCCUCCUCACCAUACACUUCAACACAUAAACCUAGCUGAUUUAAAUUAAAACACACUACCAGACGCAUACAUUCCUAAGAAAUACCUGCAUCUUUAGAUUUACUUGGAACAUUAUCUGCAAAAAAAAUAUAGAAUUCAGUGUGUGAUACUGAACCGUUGUCAUUAAGCCUUGCCAAGCGCCCUCAUCAUAACUGGAGCCCUCCCAGUUUGGUAAUCGCUGCCUUAAUAAAUUCUUGCCACAAUCAAAUUGUAUGAAUCUCAUGUCAGGAGGUAUGUAUGGUACAGAUUAGUUGGGAAAGCUUCACAACCAUGAGAGCUUAUUCCAUUAAAAUUUUUCCUUUAUUUUUUUUUUCUCGGACAUCAGUCACUGGAAGAAAAACAUUUGUUUCAUGGGCAACCAGUCUGAUGUUUGUUCCUGAUUAACUUUGAAUUGCACAUCUACAUCUAGCUUUAUAGAAUGAAAAGUCAAGGCCAGUGAAUGCCAGACAACAACACAAUUUCAAAAUCUUUUACCUAAAAGGCACUGUGAGGAGUUUUCAUGUUGUAUGGAGUCUGGUGACCUCUUUGGAAAUUGGUUCUGUUUUUCUGGGAUGAAGACUGCACCUCCCAUGAGCACCAUCACCCAUUGUUGUAAAGAUGUGGCUUUAACCAAAGCAUGCUUUUUUUGUUGUGGAAGCAAAUAAAUUGAAUACAGACCAUCUUUUAUUAUAUAUAUUUUAUUGUUUGAGACAACUUUUAACAGGAUGAAGAGCAAUGAGGUAAUGUAUUGAUUUAGAUCUACUUAAAACUAUUAACUGCAGCAGGAAAAAGAAAAACUCUGAUGUAUCGCCGUUAGUUGGCUUACAAAAGGUGACAAGACAAUUUGAUGUUACCCGUCUACUCUCUUGUCCUCAAAGAGAAAUGAGACACUCACACGCCGGCAUCAACAUAAAAUCACGGUCAUAACAAGUUUGCUGUUUAACCUAGCAAAGCUCUAGUUGUAGAUUUUCACUGUAUGAAACAGUACUUUAACAAAAAAAAUGUCUUUUUGCUUAAUCGGCUCCAGUAUCAGCCAUGAGUUCAAAAUAUUAUGAAAAAAGAAAAUUAUCCACAGAAGAAAAAAAGAAACCUCCUCCUGCUUGCUCACUGCCAAACUAUACCAGCUGAGUUCAAAACAGAGCCACUUCUGGGGGAGAGCCGAAUAGCAACUGAUAAUCUCAUUUUACGAUGUAGGUCAUAUAAAGACAUCAGUAUAAGAGUGACAAUAUUUCAAAAUCAGCUAAAAACUCCUCACAGUGACUUUAAAAAAUGUUGAUGAGAUUUUUUUGAAGCUCUGAAGAAACAAAUAUGAAGACAGACUAGCAUGACAUUAUUUUUAAAAAAUGAUAUGUUUUAUUUUCUACACAAAACCUUUUAUGAUUUAAGUUUUUCUGGUAGUCAGGGAGCAUAUUCCACUCAAACGUCUCUAAGCAACAAUGACAAUCAAUAUUCCAUGAAAAGACAGCAAGCACUACUGUUGGAAACUAAGCUUUGCUAUGGGGAAAUUCUACACAAGUGUAUACAAACACACACACAAAAAAAGGAUUAAAAUCUCUACACCAGUAAUGACACUAUUAAGCUAAUACACAAUGAAGUUAAAAAAAAAACACAACAGCAUGGUGUGCAAUUUGACACCUAGACUGUGAUACUGUGACAUGAUUCCACCAUAAUACAACAUACAUGUUUUAUUCUUUCAAUUUGUCCUUAUUUUUAUUUUAUUUUGGCGCUUUAUCACCUUCACGUAUAAGUGAGCCAUUUAAAUUAAGAAUAUUUCAUAGUUUAAAACAGCUUUUUUUUUCACUAAAUAUAAAAAUUGUGAUGUGUAUCAUCAUGCUUUAAGAAAGAAAAACGAUCAAGUGGCUUCUUACAUUACCCCUUUAUUAAUACAAACAAAGAUAAAGAGCACAGAUUCUGAAACCUCUCAACUGUACAGUAAGGGCAUUUCAUUGAAACCCAAAAUAGAAUUUGGUUACCUUGCUAGCUGCUAAAUUUAUCAGUAAAGAGGUUGAGGUCUUUUUUAUUUUUGCUACAACCCCACAGGACUCCAUUCAAGGUAGUGUCCAGUGGGAAGCACUGCUUCAGCAAGUAGCCCUUUUAAAUACUCUGAAUCUAAUACUGUAUUACAGGGUUGGGGUCCAUUCAGGAUGCCUUGAUGGAGUAAAACACAUCACACAAUACACUAUGAAAGGAAGGAGUAUUACAGCAUGAGAUAAAUUAAAACCUAGUACCCAUUUAAAACAAACUCUAUUUUUUCUACGCUUUAAGCUCUCAGUGGAAUCGACCCCAACCUUGCCUAAGCCAUCAGUCUUUGUAAAGUACACUGUUUCCAGGGAAUUGAAAAAAAGAUCUUUGAACGACCUUAGCCAGCUCUUAUACAAUGUUGUUUGUAGGUCCCGAGGCUGUCUGUUUUGUAAAAAAAAAAACACACAUUUUUACCUGUUGACUUUCUAUGCUGUUGUUUCUGUAUAAAUGUUCUGUUGUUCAGUGCAUGUUGUAACUUUGGCGUUGUGACUGGUUGUGAUUCACACCAGUAGAGCCAGUUCUUGUCAUGUAAAAAAAGUGUCUCAAUGUCCCAAGAUAUUUCUAUUUCUUAUGAAAGCGAAAUUUCCCUUGAAUGACUCAAAAUUAAAUAAAUCAGAUCACUUUACAUUUUGA